This is a messenger RNA of Physcomitrium patens, 1475 nucleotides long. RefSeq lists its product as uncharacterized. Lineage: Eukaryota; Viridiplantae; Streptophyta; Bryopsida; Funariales; Funariaceae. The record is from RefSeq and is a predicted model, not a curated record.
CUCCGUCUCUUCUUCUGAUUCUGGUUCUGCUGCUGCUGCUUAUUCUUCUUCUCGUGUGCAACUCCACGGCUUCGUCGUCUUCUUCGUCUCAUCCUGCUCCUCCUCCUCAUACCUCCCUCCCGCCAUAGCCAGCCUCCUCCCCCCUGCCGUCCUGACUCUUCCUCCUCUUCCUCCUCUUUCUCCUCCUUCUCCCACUCAUUCUUCUUUUUUAGUCUUCCUGUCAAUCCAAUUGUUGCGUCUCCACUGCCCUUCUUCUACUUCUUCUGUUUUCCUCUGUUUUUUUCCUCACUUCCCUUCCUCUUUCCCAGUUUUACUUGGUUGUAUUCUAAUGCCGUUCUUUACGUGAGAAUCGGACUAUUGAUUCGGUCGUUUUGAAUUUCCACGUUUCCUUUCGAAUACUGCGAUAAUUCUGUCUGAGGACUGGGGAUGGAGUUGGACAGCGGGUGAUUUAUUUUCGUUUUUUUUUCUUCUUCUUGUGUUUGUAGUUGUUUUUUCCAGAGGGGUUUUUUUGUCGGGAGUUCGUUGCGCACGAUGGACUGUUGGGAGGAUAGAAUUUUUGCAGCGGGGAUCGUAAUUUAGGGUUUUAGGUUGUGGGAAUGGAUUGGGUGUAGAGAUUGUGUAAGAGAGUUAGUUGAGAGUCUAUGUCGAGGGGAGAGGAAGAAAGAAGCAGAUUCGGCGACGAGAAGAGUGGGUGUUAAUUAGGGUAAGGGAGGGAGAGGCAUUUAGCAGCCAUGGGGAAGAAUCAGGCGUACAAGGCAAUGCAGCGGGCCAAAAUGGGGACAAGUACUGCUGCCGGCGGUCCGGGCGAGGAGAUUGAUGAUGGCAUGAUGGACGGAUCUUUCCAUUCACCAGAGUGGCAUGCUGCACGUUUGGCAUCUCUUCAAACUUCACACACGGUUACCUGGGAAGAGUGGAAGCAGAAACAGAAGGAGGAAGCUAGGAGACAAGAAGAACUUGAAGAUGACGAGGCUAAAUUAAUGAGAGAAUAUCGAGCACAAUUGGAUGCUGAGCGAGCGAAGAAGCUGGCAAGAGGAUCAAAUCAUGCUACCUUGCGAGAUAAAGGUUUAAAAAAGAGCAAGAAGGAUAAAGACAGAGACAAGCUUAAAGUUGCCAAGAAAAGAAAGAGGUCUUCUUCAAAGAGACGUCGUGGUAGAAGCGACUCUGAGUCUGAAACAGAUAGUUCUAGCAGUGAGGACGAUCGGCGGAAAGACAGAGAUCGACGGAAAAGCAGAAAAGAUAGGAAGGACAGGAAGGAGAGGCACAAGUCACGAAGAAGACGAUCUGAGAGUACUUUAGAUAGUAGAAGCAAUAGCGAAGGUGAGGAUGGUGGGCCACUACCUCUUUCCUCAUUUUUCGACAAGAAUGUCAAAGAAGUAUAAUUGGUUUGAGCAUUUACUAAACAUGUUUUUGUAUUCUGAAGAACGAUCUUGCUCUCAAUAAAGUUUUAAAACAUCAGCAUACUUCUGAUUUGAGGU